CUUAAAUAAAUACAUCAGUAAUGCAUUUCAACAUGAGGAUUCAAAGUUCACUUGCAGCCAGCACUCAUAAUGUAUCAGUCUGAACACACUCAGGAUAUUCAGGUUCAGUUUUGUAACCACAAUGCUCACAACUAUCUGGGUUUGUUCUUGCCUUUCCAUGUCACAUGUGUUUAUCUUGUGUAAACUGAGCAGAGUGGAGCAGAAAGCUCUCAGAAGUCAGGAUUAAGAAGAGGCCUCGGCCUGAUGAAGCCUCCUGCAGGUUAAUGAUUACAGCAGCUCUGCUGGUCACAGUUCGCCCUCUUUCAGGUUACAGACUGAAUCCAGUUCACUCAGUGUUCUUGUGUUUGGGUGGACAGCAAUGUCGGGGCAGCGUGUGUGUGUGUCAGACUUUGAGGAGGAAGCAAGGAAAGUUCUUCCCAAAGCUGUGUAUGACUAUUACCGCUCAGGAGCCGAUGAGCAAAACACACUGGCUGAUAAUGUUGCUGCCUUCAACAGGUGGUGUCUUGUUCCUCGGGUACUGAGGAAUGUGUCCACAGUAGAUCUGAGUGUCUCUGUGAUGGGUCAGAAGCUCAGCAUGCCGCUCUGUGUUGCAGCCACAGCAAUGCAGAGAAUGGCUCACCCUGAUGGAGAGACAGCUACAGCAAGAGCAUGCCAAGCAAUGGGGACAGGGAUGAUGCUGAGCUCCUGGGCUACCUCCACUAUAGAGGAAGUGAUGUCAGCGAUGACAGCCUCACUGGGCAGUGGGGGUGUUCUGUGGCUGCAGCUCUACAUCUAUAAAGACCGAGAGCUCACACUGUCAUUGGUCCGCCGAGCAGAGGAGGCAGGUUAUAAGGCUAUCUUUGUUACCGUGGACACGCCAUACUUGGGUAGGAGAUGGGAUGACAUGCGCAACCGCUUUAAACUGCCCCCACACCUGAGCAUGUCUAACUUCUCAACAGCCUCUUUGGCUUUCUCUGAGGGAAACUAUGGUAAUGACAGCGGUUUGGCUGUUUAUGUUGCAAAAGCAAUAGACCCCACCCUCAGCUGGGAUGACAUCACCUGGCUGAAGAAACACACACACCUACCUGUGAUUGUGAAAGGAAUACUAAGUGGUGAGGAUGCCGUCCAGGCUGUGAACUAUGGUGUUGAUGGCAUCUUGGUAUCCAAUCAUGGAGCUCGACAGCUAGAUGGGGUUCCUGCCACGCUGGAUGUGUUGGAGGAGGUGGUGGGGGCGGUGCAGGGUCGCUGUGAUGUCUACAUGGAUGGAGGGGUGAGGCGAGGGACAGACGUCCUGAAGGCAUUAGCUCUGGGAGCAAAGGCUGUCUUCGUCGGCCGACCAGUGCUGUGGGGCCUCGCCUGUCAGGGGGAACAAGGAGUUACUGAGCUUCUGGAACUUCUGAAAGAGGAGCUGCGACUGGCUAUGGCCCUGGCAGGCUGUUGUUCUAUAUCGGAGGUGAACAGGUCCCUGGUCAGGAGAGUGGAGUUCACCUCCAGGAUGUGAGAGCAGAUCUGCUGCUGGAAUCACAACAAAAUACAUUCUUGAUGGAUCACUGGAUACAUUCAUUUGUCCAAUUUAUUUGCUAUGUUUGUAUUCAGAUUUGUUUGUUUGAAUAAGUAAUGUUACAACUGGUUCUAUUGAAAAUAUCAUAUCAUCAAAUCUAAUGUAUGAUUUAGGUCAUGAUACCUGCUAAUAUCUUCAUCUCCCUGCAUAUCACAUAACGUUAGUUUUCACUUUUGCCUUCAACUAUAUGAAUAAGAUUCCCCACAUCCCUGGAGUGAUGUCAUGUAGGAGUUUCACCUGUGCUUCAUGCUAACCUGUCAUCAUCUUCAUCACUUCACAGAGUUAAAAGUAACUUUAAGAGCAAUGCAGUGCAUUUGAUUUUAUUGCUUUCAUCCACUGUCAUUUUGUAUCACUUAAUAUAAAAACCUCAAUUUUUUUGCAGUAACUAACAAGUUAGAACUCUCCCCAACAAAGGGAGAGGUAGUUAGCCCAAGUUCACUGGGUGGAAAUAUGUUUGUGCUUCUGUGAUCAACUGCAAAUCUUUUUGGUAACACUGUAUGCAUCAGGAUAUCACAAUGUGACACUUGCAUUAUUACCAAAUCCUGAAGCCAUGUCUUGUAUCUAAAUUUGAGUUAUGAGACUAUUAUUUUAGUUGAUA
Molecule: messenger RNA, 2138 nt
Organism: Thunnus maccoyii (southern bluefin tuna)
Lineage: Eukaryota; Metazoa; Chordata; Actinopteri; Scombriformes; Scombridae
Gene: hao1
Product: hydroxyacid oxidase (glycolate oxidase) 1
Exons: 8
Coding region: 359-1480 (373 amino acids)
Molecular function (GO): oxidoreductase activity; FMN binding
Source: RefSeq, a predicted model, not a curated record